AUGAGCUACGGUCGUCGUGGUCCUUCCGAACUUGAUUUGGAAGGCAUGGUUUCUUUAAAGGUAGACAAUCUUACUUACAGGACAACACCAGAGGAUUUACGCAGAGCUUUUGAAAAAUAUGGUGACGUUGGAGACGUUUACAUCCCUCGCGAUCGUUUCACUAGAGAAAGUCGUGGUUUCGCCUUCGUCCGAUAUCACGACAAGAGAGAUGCCGACGACGCCAUGGAUGCUAUGGAUGGUGCCGUAAUGGACGGGCGGGAAUUACGCGUACAGAUGGCAAGAUACGGGCGCCCAGCCGACCCUUACCGACGAGGCCCACCCCCUAGAAGAUUCGGAGGUGGUGGUGGCGGCGGCGGAGGCUACAGUUCCUACCGCUCAAGAAGAAGGUCAUACUCGAGGUCUAGGUCUCGUUCACGAUCAAGAUCGUCUCGACGACGACGAAGAUCUUACACUAGAUCGAGAAGCCGAUCCCGAUCUAGAUCUUACAAGAGCCGAUCGCGGUCCCGAUCGCCAUCUUAUUCACGCUCAAGUCGCAGUAAACACUAUAGUCGAAGCCCAACCCCACCGAGUAAAGGAAGUGGCAGCAAGAAGAGAAGCAGUGGUGGUAGUCGCCGAAGUACGAGAAGCCGUAGUCCAAGUAGAGACGACAGGAAGAGUCGCUCCCGGAGUCGCAGUCCUGGUAGUCCGGCCCGGAGCAGUGAAGGUGGUCGUGGAGGCAGCCAGGGACGAAGCAGUGGUCCGGCGGGCGGUGGUGGUAGCACCGGCGGCAGUGGCAGCGGUACCCUAGCUCCUGCAGCCAGUACCGCCAGUGGAGGGCCCCCCCGUGAAAACUCUUCAAAAUCCAGAAGCCGUAGUAGGAGCAGGAGUCGCAGCCGUAGCAGGAGUCGUAGCCGAAGUCGCAGCCGGAGCAGGUCGCCGCGUAGCCGGAGUUGCUCUCCCGAGGGCUCUCCAGAUGCCAACUCAAAUAACCACAAAGAUAAGCAGCAGAUUGAUGAGGAAGACUGA
Messenger RNA from Acanthosepion pharaonis, 1005 nucleotides. NCBI's taxonomy places the organism in Eukaryota, Metazoa, Mollusca, Cephalopoda, Sepiida, Sepiidae. The record is from the annotation of a GenBank genome assembly.